Molecule: messenger RNA, 1366 nt
Organism: Xenopus tropicalis (tropical clawed frog)
Lineage: Eukaryota; Metazoa; Chordata; Amphibia; Anura; Pipidae
Gene: hrh4.b2
Product: histamine receptor H4 gene b2
Exons: 3
Coding region: 1-1173 (390 amino acids)
Biological process (GO): signal transduction; G protein-coupled receptor signaling pathway
Cellular component (GO): plasma membrane; membrane
Molecular function (GO): histamine receptor activity; G protein-coupled receptor activity
Source: RefSeq, a predicted model, not a curated record
AUGCAAAUAUACAGACUGGGUAAUGACAGUGGGAUCAAUCUGACUCUUGAUACUGCAGGUUCAACAACUCAGUUUUCAGAUGCCGUUAACAUCUUGAUCAUUGCGCUUAUAUCUUUACUUAUUUUACUCACUGUGGGAGGCAACACGCUUGUUAUAUUGGCUUUCUUUGUGGAAAAGAGACUCAGAAACCAGAGCAAUUUCUUUCUCCUAAAUUUGUCCAUAGCUGAUUUUAUUCUAGGCACAUUUGCCAUUCCUUUGUAUGUACCAUACUUGCUGACAGGAAAGUGGCUGCUUGGGAAAUUCCUCUGCAAACUGUGGCUGAUUGUUGAUUACACCAUGUGCACAGCGUCAGCAUUUAAUGUUGCCCUUAUCAGCUGGGAUCGAUUUCUCUCUGUCACUCAGGCUGUAUUAUACCGAUCACAACAGAACAGGCCCUGUCGGACAGUUAUAAAGAUGGCUGCAGUCUGGAUACUGUCAUUUCUUCUCUAUGGACCAGCAAUAAUUUUUUGGGAUUUUGUUCCCAGUACAGAGGAAAUUCCAGAAAACAUUUGUGUAGCUGGAUUUUAUUACACAUGGUAUUAUCUUCUUACAGCAUCAGCAUUCGAUUUUGUUCUUCCACUAAUAAGCAUUUCCUUUUUCAAUCUGAGCAUUUAUUGUAACAUUAAAAAACGCAGUCGAAGGAAAAUGCAAAACUCAAUUUCACUUCCUCCACAGAAGAGUAGAAAAGAGGCAAAACUGUGCACGAUAGCCACAAAUAUUACUCUUCAGUCCCCUCAGAUAGACAUCCAAAAGAAAUCAUUCAGGAGGAGAAUUAAUAUUUCCUGUAAUCAAUGCUUUGGUAUCAAAUCAUCUUCCCAUAAUAAUAAGAGAUCUGAUAGGGAAAACAAUCAAGUCUCUGAUCUUUCCAGGGACAAAAAAGUAGCAAAAUCUCUUUCAGUUUUGGUGUGUAUUUUUGCCAUUUGUUGGGCUCCUUACUCUUUCCUAAUGAGUAUACGUGCUGCCUGCCAUGGUUACUGCAUUCACAUUUACUGGUAUGAUAUAACAUUCUGGUUGCUGUGGACUAAUUCUGCAAUAAACCCUAUUAUCUAUCCUUUAUGCCACAAAGGUUUUCAAAAGGCAUUCCUCAAUAUUGUUAAAUACGUAUGCAUGAAGAAAACAAAUGACUCUGCAUAAUCAGUCUAUGUAAUACAAUGUCUAUCCUUUAAAAGAAAAAGGUUUCUUAGAUUUGCAAUGCUACCUGCUGCUACUGCACCCAGCAUGGCAGCCCAACAUAUGCUUCACAACAGGAUAGUGUGAGAUGAUGAUUUUUCUUGCAAUGAUGUUGGUUAAAUCGCUUGUUGGUUAACUAAAAAUUGCAAUCAUGUUU